UCUUCUUCUCUGUUUCUGUACGCGCACCGAUUCUUCCUCAUCUCCACGUUCAUCUUCUACCCUUUCCUCAGCCCUAAUUUUUCAACUAUGGAAUCCAUCGGAGUUCUGAUGACUUGCCCGAUGAACGCUUACCUUGAGAAGGAGCUCGAAAAGCGAUUCAAUCUUUAUAAGUUCUGGCAGUUUCCUCAGAGGACGCAAUUCCUCACGGAGAACUGCAAUUCGAUUCGUGCAGUAGUUGGAAAUGCGAAGGCUGGUGCUGAUGCCACUUUGAUUGAUGCCUUGCCGAAAUUGGAGAUCGUCUCCAGCUUCAGUGUGGGAUUGGAUAAGAUUGAUCUCAAAAGGUGCAAGGAGAAGGGGAUUCGGGUCACCAAUACUCCCGAUGUUUUAACUGAAGACGUUGCGGAUUUGGCGAUUGGGUUGAUUAUAGCGGUGUUGAGGAGGUUGUGUGAGUGCGAUAGGUAUGUCAGGAGCGGGAAGUGGAAGAUUGGUGACUACAAAUUAACUACCAAGUUCUCUGGAAAAUCAGUUGGCAUUCUUGGUUUGGGAAGAAUUGGCUUAGCAAUUGCCAAGAGAGCUGAAGCAUUCAACUGUCCGAUAUCUUACUACUCAAGAACAGAAAAGGAAGGUUCCAAGUACAAGUACUACUCAAACCUUCUCGAGUUGGCCUCCAACUCUGAUAUUCUGGUCGUUGCUUGUGCACUAACAAAAGAGACCCACCACAUCAUUAACCGGGAAGUUAUCGAUGCAUUGGGUCCGAAAGGCGUUCUCAUCAAUAUUGGGAGGGGUUCUCACGUCGAUGAACCCGAAUUAGUAGCUGCCCUGGUCGAAGGCCGAUUAGGCGGUGCAGGACUUGAUGUGUUUGAGAAUGAACCUGAAGUGCCUCAAGAGCUCUUUACACUUGAAAAUGUCGUCCUGGUGCCUCAUAUAGGAAGUGGAACUGUUGAAACUCGUACAGAAAUGGCUAACCUUGUGCUUGGAAACCUGGAAGCUCACUUCUCCAAUAAACCUCUGUUAACUCCGGUGGUGUAGUUUUGUGAUCUAGCCUAUGUUGUAGCCUGGAGACUUCUAUGGCAGCUGCAACCAGUAACCACGAGACCAUUGCUUCCAUAAAUUGGCAAAUGCCUUGGGUUUGCCACGGGUCAACGAACUGAUUCGAUGAGUACUACCUGCCGAUGUUCAUAAUUUGAAUCUUCUAUGACUAUUGCUUUCGUACAUUAUUGGUAUCAUAAGGCCACAAUUUAACUCUUCUUAUCAGUCUGAGGAAAUAUUUGAGACAUCUCUUGCUUCCCAGAAAGAUCGUUGUUAAGCAUUCUUUGAUGGAAGGAAACUAUUUCCAUUUCU
Molecule: messenger RNA, 1341 nt
Organism: Cucurbita pepo subsp. pepo (vegetable marrow)
Lineage: Eukaryota; Viridiplantae; Streptophyta; Magnoliopsida; Cucurbitales; Cucurbitaceae
Product: D-isomer specific 2-hydroxyacid dehydrogenase family protein
Cellular component (GO): cytosol
Molecular function (GO): hydroxypyruvate reductase [NAD(P)H] activity; NAD binding; glyoxylate reductase (NADPH) activity
Source: RefSeq, a predicted model, not a curated record